This is a messenger RNA of Hyaloscypha bicolor E, 1239 nucleotides long. RefSeq names its product alpha/beta-hydrolase. The transcript has a single exon. Bases 296 to 1126 code for a protein of 276 amino acids. The record is from RefSeq and is a predicted model, not a curated record. NCBI's taxonomy places the organism in Eukaryota, Fungi, Ascomycota, Leotiomycetes, Helotiales, Hyaloscyphaceae.
UUGUAAUAAUAGGCUUACCCACUCCUGCUUUGUUAUUUUGCUGUUCAGGUCAUCAAACAACUCUUGGUUUUUCCUCGCUAUUAUCAUUGCAUAGUUUGAGUCUUUAACUGCGCAACUUGCUCUCUCAUCCAAGCAAGUCCCUAAAUGAAUGGUAAGACGUCUGACCGACGGGGGCAUCUAAUAAAAAAGUAUUGGGUGACGGGGUCAUUUAGCGAGAGGUUAGCUGGCUUACGGCACAGCAGGGCAUCAUCCUGAAAGUUGACACUACAAUUCAUAUUAUCUUCUCCUCGACGCCAUGUUAACUCCAGAUCAGCCGCCAUCAGCUCCAGAAGCUAGCUUUGAGGAAAGUUCACUACACUUCGUAUCAAUAAGCCCAGCUGGAAGAAGGACAAUUGUUCUCAUUCAUGGCGCCUUUUGCUCAGGGAGCAAUUGGGACCUCGUUGUCCCUUAUCUCGCUUACUCAUACCACCUCCUCAUUCCUGAUCUGCCAGGCCAUGGUCAAUCAAGACAUAUAACCCCUUUCUCUCUCGAAUCAUCCUCAAAAUACCUUGUUCAACUCAUUCGUAAGCACGCCGCGAAUAGCAGAGCACAUAUUGUGGGCCACAGCCUCGGCGCUCACGUCGCCAUCAAUCUCGCAUCAUCCUAUCCUGAGGUCGUCAGCGAUGUCUUCAUCUCAGGCUUUGAGAUAUAUCCGCCAACAGCAAUCUCCAGUUUCGCACCUUAUGCUUUCUGGUUCGACCAACGAGUUCAAAAACUCAUCCCCCGCCCUGUGAUCAGCUGGCUGAUGGAUGGUACGGAUAUCCAGGGUGGGGAGUCAGGUUCAUGGACACUGGAGCUGUGCCGUCAGAUUGUGCCGGUUGUUGUAACGGCGACAUGGCCUUCUCCUUGGCCUGCGCGAACUCUUAUCGUGGCUGCUGGGAAGGGAGGAAUCAUUCCGUCGAAAGAUCAUCCUCACGAUGCAGUCAGACUUAUGGAGAUUGGAAGACAGCUGAAUCUUGAGACUGUGGCUUUUAGGCAUCUUGUGAUGAGACACCUUUGGAACAGGCAGGAUCCGGUGCUAUUUGCAGAGACGGCACGCUGCUGGUUUGAGGGGGAAGAAAUACCUUCAGGGUUUGAAAAGCUUUAGCUAGGAAACUAAGUUGUUCUUCUAGAACGAAACUUGCAUGGAGUGUCCGUAACAACAGAACACUUUCUGAAGCGAGUUCUUAAUCCUGAUUAGUUCAGGGGAAUAUCAAUAGC